This is a messenger RNA of Ascochyta rabiei, 2487 nucleotides long. RefSeq lists its product as uncharacterized. Gene Ontology annotation, cellular component: plasma membrane. Gene Ontology annotation, molecular function: calcium-activated cation channel activity. NCBI's taxonomy places the organism in Eukaryota, Fungi, Ascomycota, Dothideomycetes, Pleosporales, Didymellaceae. The record is from RefSeq and is a predicted model, not a curated record. Bases 1 to 2487 code for a protein of 828 amino acids. The transcript is spliced from 6 exons.
AUGACAGACUACGGGAACAACACGUGCCCGGGCGAUCACGACGACAUAUAUGGCAGGGAUCGUCCGCGCGAUAUCCUACUGCAACUCUACAUCUCUUUGACGCUGGGCGUGGGAGCAUUCCUACUCUUUUGCUUCCUGCGGCCGCGAUGGAAAGGACUGUACUCUGCGCGCAAGAAGCAGAACAAUCUGGCAACGGCGCUUCCAGAGCUUCCAGACACCUUCUUCGGCUGGAUUGUACCCCUAUGGAAGAUCACCGACAAGCAGGUCUUGGCUUCGGCUGGCCUUGAUGCUUACGUGUACCUUGCCUUUUUCAAAAUGGCCAUCAAGUUCCUCCUCGUUACGCUCUUCUUUGCCCUCGCCGUAAUCAAGCCGGUCCACGACACACAUCAAGAAAAGGAGGGCAAGAAGCCCCGUUCCGGCGCUGAUGGCGACAAGGAAGGCGAGCGUUUGGAGAUGCGCUCCACCACGCUUUGGACAACAUUUGCUGGGCACGACUACGAAUACUACACCGACUAUUUGUGGAUGUAUCUUGUCUUCGUAUAUCUGUUUACCGCUCUGAUUCUCUACCUGAUCGUUUCUGAAACCAGGAGGAUUAUCGACGUCAGGCAGGAGUAUCUGGGCAGCCAGACUACCAUCACCGACCGCACCAUCAGACUGUCGGGAAUCCCGUUAGACCUCCGCUCCGAGGACAAGAUAAAACAGUUCAUCGAGGACCUUGGGAUCGGGAAAGUCGAAAGCGUGACACUUUGCAGGAACUGGAAAGAGUUGGACGAGAGAAUCACACGGCGGCAAACCAUACUGAGAAAGCUUGAGGAGGCUUGGACGGUUCAUUUGGGAAGCAGAAGAGUCGAGCGCAGCUUGGAGACCUUGCCAGUGGUUCAGCCUCGCCCACCCGAGGCCAAUGCUGACGAUCGGGAAGACAGUAGACUUCUCAGCGACACAGACAGAGACCCCGAUUGCCAGGCUCCGUACGCACGCCAACGUCCAACAGCGAAGAUAUGGUAUGGCCCUUUGCGAUUGCGCUACAGGACAGUCGACGCCAUCGACUACUAUGAAGAGAAGCUUCGCAGAUUGGAUGAUGAAGUCAAAGAGCUGCGCAAGAAAGAAUUCGAACCAACACCGUUAGCCUUUGUUACUAUGGACAGUGUAGCAAGUGCGCAAAUGGCCAUCCAGGCCGUUCUUGACCCGUCGCCGCUGCAGUUGCUCGCGAACAACAGUCCUGCCCCAUCCGACGUCGUUUGGCCCAACACGUAUCUAUCGCGAAGUCAGCGCAUUUUCCGAUCCUGGUCCAUCACCUUCUUCAUUGGGGUGUUGAGUAUCUUUUGGACGGUCCUACUUGUCCCGAUUGCGGGCGCCUUGAACACAUGCUCUAUUAGCGAAGUCUUUCCCGGGAUCGCGGGUGCGCUUAGUCGACACAAGCUGCUGCAAACUCUUGUCAACACACAACUGCCGACUCUUUCAGCAACGCUGCUAAACGUGCUCGUACCAUUCCUCUACGACUGGCUGGCAAACAAGCAAGGCAUGAUAUCGCAGGGCGACGUUGAGCUCUCCGUCAUAUCGAAGAACUUCUUCUUCACCUUCUUCAAUUUCUUCAUACUCUUCACGAUCCUUGGAACUGCUUCCAACCUUCUGGAUCUGCUGAACAAGUUUGGCGAAAAGUUGACAAGUGCCACUGAAAUCGCUUUUGCUUUGGCGAACUCUCUUGCGCAGUUGCUUGGCUUCUACACAAACUUCAUCAUACUACAAGCCUUUGGAUUGUUUCCGUUUCGCCUCCUGGAGUUUGGUGCCCUCUCGCUCUAUCCAAUCUACCUGAUUGGAGCGAAGACGCCCCGAGAUUACGCGGAACUUGUUCAGCCCCCUGUCUUCAGCUACGGUUUCUUCUUGCCGCAGACUAUACUCAUCUUUAUCAUUUGUGUCGUCUACAGUGUCUUGAGAGACUCUUGGCAGGUUUUGCUCACGGGUCUGGCCUACUUCAUCAUCGGUCAAUUCGUUCACAAGUACCAGCUGCUUUAUGCGAUGGAGCAUCGUCAACACUCGACAGGUAGAGGCUGGACUAUGAUGUGCGAUCGCGUCAUCAUUGGUGUAGUACUAUUCCAGGCCACCGUGGCUGGGCAGCUAGCCCUGAAGAAAGCGUUCAAACGUGCCAUCUUGGUCGCGCCGCUGGCGAUCUGCACAGUGUGGUUCUUGUUUGUCUACGCGCGAACCUAUAGGCCUCUGAUGAAGUUCAUCGCUUUGCGAAGCUUGCAAGAUCCCGAACGUUCUAAUCUUGGGCGCGAUAUUCAAGAAGAAGCUGUGCAUGCGCAGCACGAGGGAAGACGAAGACCAGCCGGACGACUUACUCUCGACGAGGCCAGAGAGAGCGGAUUGAAGUUUGAGACUCCAAGCUUGGUGAUGCCCUUGACCGAAGUCUGGCUCGCCAACAAGAACGCAAGAUCCACAAGUGGAUCGAAUGGAUCGACUCCACACAACACAAACGGCAGUACUUAA